AUGUUUGUACCGACAAUGCUUUUAACUGAGCAUGGAGAUGAAACUGAAAUUAUUCAACAUAUUCUAUCCACGCUCAAAUACAUUUGCUUUCUACCUGCUUUUGAAUUCUCACUUUAUGUUCAUCAGAGAUUUUUUAAACGCCAACAUCAUCAUUAUGAUUAUCUACGUCGUCAUUUCUGUUCAUUAAAUGAAAAAUGUCGUCAUAAUCAAAAACCUACUGAUGACGAUGAAAAGUCACUGGUUUUAUAUGUGAGCAGAUAUUAUGCGGUGCCAGGUGACAACAACAUAUGCCACAUCACAUCGUGGCUUCAGCCACAUUCAACAAGGAAUGUGAGGGCAAGAGAAGUCGACACAGAAUUGGAAAGUCAUACAAUAAAGAAUGGAAAUAAUUUUCAACAAGGAACUGAAAGAAAGUGCAAAUUUUCACACUGCAAAGUAUCCUUUGUUGCAACUGCUGUUACUGUUAUUUCAAUGUGCGACAUGGACUUUUUAAAAACACUUUUAUGUUUACAAACGACCCAUGCCAACAAAAACACUUCAAAACUUAAUCACUUAAUGUUGUACAAUGAUUAG
This is a messenger RNA of Clunio marinus, 573 nucleotides long. The record is from the annotation of a GenBank genome assembly. NCBI's taxonomy places the organism in Eukaryota, Metazoa, Arthropoda, Insecta, Diptera, Chironomidae.